Messenger RNA from Moesziomyces antarcticus, 546 nucleotides. Its product is annotated as 3-hydroxyanthranilic acid dioxygenase. Gene Ontology annotation, cellular component: cytoplasm. Gene Ontology annotation, biological process: 'de novo' NAD+ biosynthetic process from L-tryptophan; quinolinate metabolic process. The record is from RefSeq and is a predicted model, not a curated record. NCBI's taxonomy places the organism in Eukaryota, Fungi, Basidiomycota, Ustilaginomycetes, Ustilaginales, Ustilaginaceae. Bases 1 to 546 code for a protein of 181 amino acids. The transcript is spliced from 2 exons. Gene Ontology annotation, molecular function: iron ion binding; 3-hydroxyanthranilate 3,4-dioxygenase activity.
AUGCCGUUCCCACUACCGCUCAACUUUCCAAAGUGGCUCGCCGAGAAUGAGCACCUGCUCCAACCGCCCGUAGGCAACUUUUGCCUCUUCCGCACAAGAGACUACACGGUGAUGGCCGUGGGCGGUCCAAAUGCGCGGUCAGACUACCACUAUCAGCCAACCGAGGAGUUCUUCUACCAGUACAAGGGCGACAUGCUGCUCAAGGUCAUCAACGACGACGGCAAGUUUGAAGAUAUCAACAUUCGCGAAGGCGAGAUGUUCAUGCUGCCGGCCAACACACCGCACUCGCCUGUGCGCUUUGCCAACACCGUGGGACUGGUCGUCGAGCGCACACGGCCAGAGGGUAGCCCAGACGCGAUGCGAUGGUACUGUCCCAACAAGCAAGCACACGCCGACACCCCCACGCUGGUCAAAGAGGUCAAGUUCCAGUGCACCGAUCUCGGCACUCAGCUCAAGCCCAUCAUCGACUCUUGGGUCAACGACGAGGCAGGACGCAAAUGUGCAGAGUGCGGCUACCUCCAAGCUGCGCGCGAACUGCCUGCGUAG